Cicer arietinum (chickpea) is the source of this 1159-nucleotide messenger RNA. Its product is annotated as F-box protein SKIP5. Gene Ontology annotation, molecular function: protein binding. The record is from RefSeq and is a predicted model, not a curated record. NCBI's taxonomy places the organism in Eukaryota, Viridiplantae, Streptophyta, Magnoliopsida, Fabales, Fabaceae.
CAAAAAAAAUGGAUCACAACAAACGUAUUAAAACCCAACCAAACACUGCCUUAUGAGUGUGCGGUGGAGGAGAUAAAAGCACAGACUUGGUUCAACUUUCAGAGGAACAUGACGGUAAUGGAAAAUCAGCAAAAACAAGAACAUAACAAGGAACAGUGGAAAAGGUGUCAAAGGAAAAAAACCUCUUCUUCUUUCUGUUAUUCUCCUAUCAAUAAUCUCGAUGAUGGUUGUCUUAUGCAUAUCUUUAGUUUCCUUCCCCCUAUUCCAGAUCGCUUUAAUACCGCACUCGUUUGCCACAGAUGGAAUUACUUGGCAUGUCAUCCUCGUUUGUGGCUGAGGGUAGAUCGAUCGGUUAAAGACUUAUCUGAACCUGGUGUUUUUCCCAACAUUGAAACUGCUGUUUCCGCUUCAAGGCCAGGUGAUACCAUUUUAAUAGCAGCUGGUGGAACUCAUCGUGUCUCGAACAUUCAAAUUAAUAAACCACUCUGCUUGAUUGGUGCAGGUGAUAUUCCAGAUGACACCAUGCUCACUUGCCCGCGAGGCUCCGACAGUGCACUCGAGUUCCUUUCCACCUGCAAACUAGCAAACUUAACUGUGAAGGCCGAGCUGGGUUGUUGCUUGCUACAUCGAAGCGGAAGACUGACUAUAGACGCAUGCGUACUACAAUGCGAGUCAAAUCCUCUUGAUUUUCUCUCAUGUCCAAUUGUGAGUACUGCCAGUAGCAGCAAGGCAAUUCCCUUGAAAACCAAGAGCAACAACGGUGAUGGGGUGUUCGUUUCUCAAACUCGCAUCGAAGGAGGUGCAAAAGCAGUUUUGACAAGUGGUGAUCUGGCGUUGCAACGAGUCAGAGUGAUUUAUCAAAGAACUUCCCUUCUUUUCUGGUUUGAUGUAGAGCAGAUGUAAUCAAAUUGGCAAUUACUUGCCUGUGUUGUUGUUCUAUAAUUUAGUGUAGUAGAUUGAUGAUUCUUUUUUUUUUUUUUUAUGCUUUUCUUCUCGUGUACCAUUCCCAUUUGUAACAAAAAUUUAGUUUACCAUGAUCUCUAUGAUGUGUCAUCUAACUUUAAUGUGAUCAUAACAAGAUGAUGUACCUUAUAAGUUUUGGGUUUUGUAGACAGCCAGUUACAACUCCAGAGAAAUCUACCUAUCUCUUUAUCUUUAA